This is a messenger RNA of Oncorhynchus masou masou (cherry salmon), 1976 nucleotides long. RefSeq names its product xylosyltransferase 1-like. The record is from RefSeq and is a predicted model, not a curated record. The coding region runs from base 1 to 1800 and encodes 599 amino acids. Gene Ontology annotation, biological process: chondroitin sulfate proteoglycan biosynthetic process; heparan sulfate proteoglycan biosynthetic process. The transcript has 10 exons. NCBI's taxonomy places the organism in Eukaryota, Metazoa, Chordata, Actinopteri, Salmoniformes, Salmonidae. Gene Ontology annotation, molecular function: protein xylosyltransferase activity. Gene Ontology annotation, cellular component: membrane.
AUGGGGGGAGGACGAGCCGGGGGCAAGAACGGGCUUAACACAGGAGACAUGGAAGACCGGCGGUCUAAGGCACUCCUCGCCGUGCUGGAGGCGUCACUACAGACCCGGGUUCGAUCCCAGGCUGUGUCACAGCCGGCACGUGACUGGGAGAACCAUAAGGUGGUGCGCGAUUGGCCCACCUUCAUCCGGCUGUCUGCCCUCCCCAGGACCAAUGAGCAGCUGGUGGGCUUCCUGACAAAGUACCGGGACAUGAACUUCAUCAAAUCCCACGGCAGAGACAACACACGGUUCAUCCGUAAGCAGGGUCUGGACCGGCUCUUCUUUGAGUGUGACACACACAUGUGGCGCCUAGGCGACCGCAAGAUCCCAGAAGGCAUUGCGGUGGACGGAGGUUCCGAUUGGUUCCUUCUGAACCGCAUGUUUGUGGAUUACAUCAUCAACUCUGAAGAUGAGCUGGUUGUCAGCAUGAAGCGCUUCUACGCAUACACACUGCUGCCUGCCGAGUCGUUCUUCCACACAGUACUAGAGAACAGUGCUCACUGUGAGAGUAUGGUGGACAACAACCUGCGUAUCACCAACUGGAACAGGAAGCUGGGCUGUAAGUGUCAGUACAAACACAUCGUAGACUGGUGCGGCUGCUCCCCCAAUGACUUCAAACCCCCUGACCUGCCACGCUUUCAGCAAACGUCCAGACCUACGUUUUUUGCCCGUAAAUUUGAGGCUAGCGUGAACCAGGAGAUUGUUACCCAGCUGGACAGCUUCCUGUUUGGCCCUUAUCCACAGGAGACCCCAGGGCUCCAGUCGUACUGGGAGAAUGUGUACGAUGAGACGGACAGCGUUGCCAGCCUAUCAGACAGCCAGCUCACUCACUACCACGCCUUCACACGCAUGGGCCUAUCACGGGCCGCCACGUCACUGCAGGGCCACCCUGACAACAACAGCUGCAGGUAUAUCCCCAGGGGCCACCCGGUGUCUGUCCAUUUGUACUUCCUGUCAGACGUGUUCCAAGGCUACCUGGUUCGUCAACAUGCUAGUAACCUAGCAACCAGCCAGCUAGAGACCCUAGAGACUUGGGUCUCCCAUAGCAACCACUUCACCCUGGCCCCGGCAACCAACACACUCAACAGACUACAGUUUGCAGAGGUGGGUACAGACUGGGACGCCAAAGAGAGAAUCUUCAGGAACUUCGGAAGCCUCCUGGGCCCCACGGAGGAGCCGGUUGCCAUGCAACGCUGGGUCCGGGGACAGAACGUCACGGUAACCGUCGUCUGGGUGGACCCCACCAACGUCAUAGCCGCCACGUACGACAUCCUGGUGGACGGCGGGACAGAGUACACACACUACCGGCCCCCGUUAACCGUGCCGUUACGUCCCGGCGUGUGGACGCUGCGUGUGCUGCAUCACUGGAACCUGCUGGCCUCCACCAGCUUUGUGGUUUCACCUCUGGAGCACCACGGCCAGCAGCCUAUACGCCAGGAAGACACAGUGAAGCUCCACAGCGGGCCGGUCCGUAACUCCUACAUGGAUCAGAGUUUCCACGGCCUCAACCCCAUCCUCAACCUCCCAGUGCACCUGGGACAGGUGGAGGAGGCGGAGUUUAAAGCAUCACUGACAGGGGCGGAGCUCCAGAGCUGGGUGGACCAUCUCCUGGCAGGGGUGUGGUCUGCAGCGGACGUGUGUUCUCAGGGUCCUAGCUCCUGUCCCGUUAUGCAGCGGUGUCGGGAGACGGGAUGGAGCGCGCUCAGUCCCGACCCGAAGUCUGAUCUGGGUCCCCCCAGAGGGAACGGACGGAUUAGGUAGCACCGUCGCCACGGCUACUGCUACAGCCAACCAAUGGCUUGGAGGAUGAACUGACGGGAAGCGUUUUAGUGUGUGGUGAGAUGGUCUGCUGCGUUCUAAAUUGUUCCUCCAUUUCCUGUAUACUGAGUGGACAAAACAUUAAGAACACCUGUUGUAUCCAUGACUGACCAGGUGAA